UUUGAUAAGUUUUCUUGGGUUACAAGCGAGGCGAGAUGCGCGCUGUUGCAAAGCAAACAUUUUUUGCGAACAGCUGAUUCGGAAAAUUAUGUUCGCGGACUUUUCUCAAAAUCUCCCUCCUGCCCUCGAAGGGAUUUCCCCGCACCUUUCAAAGUUUAGCGCGUGACCCUUCGAAAUGGUUCAAAAUUCUCGUAGCGUCUUUUCUUCCAAACCGGGAGGCUUCCCGAAAUGAGAUCGAAAUUCGUCGUGACAGCUCUCCUCAAAACUCUCUGUUUCCUGCUGCUCUGCGGCGAGGCCAUCUCCGAGAGCACGCGUUUCCGUGGUGAUGCAAGUUCGACGCAGCUCAUAUGUGCUGCCCAGGAUCUCGACUUGUUCGGCGGCAAUGCAACAGGUGCUCGAUAUGUCAAGCGCCAAGCGAUCCAACAUCGAAAGAGGGUCCCUGCGGAUAUCAUGGGUGAUCAGGAAAAAAUUCAGGCAAAUUCCAUACGAGCAAGAAGAACGCCGGGGACAAUAUCGAACACAGACCAUAAAAGCAGCUCAGCCUAUCACAUUGGCAGCGAUGAAAAAGAGAGGAACGAAUUUCCCAGCACCAGUUUUAGAAGUGAAGGUGGGUGGAAUAACUUCAUUGAUAGAAAAAAUUACGUUACAACCAAAAAUGGUAGCCUUCAUUCAGAAAAUAAUGAUAAUACCGAAGGGUCUAAAAAGAGAGAAUUUUCGAUGCGUAACGUGAGAGAAGCGGACAUAGGUAGAAGGGGUACGGGAGAUGACGAUGAUGACGACAAGGAUGAAAAGGAUGAGAAGGAUUACAAUGAUGGUAAGGACGACGACGAUGAAAAUAAAGAAGAAAAACGAGGAGAGAAUGCAAAAGGGAACGAGGAGAGGAAAUACACAGAGACCAUCACUGAAAAAACUAAUCUGGUCUUCGAUGAUUUGGGAAAAGAAGAUGCAAGAGCAGAGGAUGAAAAAGUGGAAACAGAGAGGGAGGCUAUGACGACACCCCCUGAAAAAACCUAUGAAAUUUUUGGUGAUGCAGAAGAGGAGGAAGAAAAAGGUGAAAAACAGAGGAAGGAUGAGUACGAUGAAAGGACUGUAACAACUAUGAGCACUGAAAAACUCUUCAAAAUCAUAGAGUCUGAGGGAAAAUCGGUGUCAAAAUUUAAUGACUACGGACAACUAGCACGAACUGAAAAAGAGUAUGAUAUGACGCCUGCUUUUAAACAUCCUUCACAAUCCAAAGAUAUGAGACUUGAAGUUCACGAACCUGUACCAAAGCCAAUAAUUUCAGUUUCUAAAAAUUUCCCCGAAAAGGCGCCUGGUUUUCCAUCCAGUGUCGAGCCCUACAAACAGCAACCAAGCGAAGUUCCGACCAUCCAUCCUCUCGAAGAAGGAAUCUUCAUCUUUGAGGGGAAAAAAUCUGAUCGUCCCAAAAUAAAAGAAAUCGACAAAAAUCCAAUAGAAAUCGAGGAUCUGACCGAGGAUAUGGAUGAUCCACUGCCGGAUGAUAUUUCCGACGACUUCGAUGAGAACACGACCGAGACACCUUCCAACGAAGCGAAAACCAAAAGCGAUGGAAGAAUCACCACAAAGGCAGGGAUCAACUUAUCCGGGAGUACAACUACUUCCAAGGAAAGAAACUUCACCAUGGGUGCGACGAAAAAUAUCACAAAAACCUCAGCAAAGUUACGCGGAGACGGAAAAACUGACGUUAAAGAACCCGAUAAAGAGAUUCGUGGAGAUGGAAAAACUGACGUUAAAGAACCCGAUAAAGAGAUUCGUGGAGACGGAAAAACUGACGUUAAAGAACCCGAUAAAAAGAUUGAAACGACAGAUGACCGCACAAACCGUGCCAAGACGCGUAAAUCGAAGGAGAAAACGGAAAUCAGUGUGCUCACAGAUCCCGACGCCACGGAUGGUGAAACCACUGAAAACAGUGACGAGGGGCACGGUGAGAGCCUCGAUGAUCUGUAUUCUGAGCUGCCCAAAAUCGAAGAGGAAAGGCGGCAGCAGGAGCCCGCCUCGGGUUUUCCGAACAUCGGAUGGGCGCUUUCGGAUCCCUCUGAUAGACAGCUUUGGGACAAACUGAUUAAAGCUCAGAAUACCACGGAUCGACUCCUAGAAAAGCUUGAAAGGAGUAGGGAACCUAAUAAAAUGAGUCAGAAUACCAAGCUACUUGGGUUCGCGGCUGACAAUAGCCGAGAGGGUGAAGUGCCGACCGCAGGCGACGACGACCUGCGCAGCUAUCUGCGGAACCGAAUCGACGGCGGACGGCCCAAAAGCCGAGAAGACACGCUCGUCUUGGAGAAGGACGAGAACAUGCGCGACCCAGAGCCAGAGGAGGUCGCGGACAGGGGAGGUCUGUCGCCGGCCUUCCCGGAACCGCCUCCAGGGGUCAAUAUGAAGGCGGAGGAGAACCAAGAGCCACCUCCUGAAGAAGAGAAGUCCUGGGCGGAACUGCCGCCGACGUCGAACACGGUGUCGUGGGCGUUGUCGUCGAUCGAACGCGAAGACGAAGACGUCCAGACGACCGAACCUCAGCCUGACGAAGAAGACGAUCUCCACCUUCUUCUUACGCCGCCGUCCGUCAUACCGCCUCCGGUCGAAACACCAUUAGUAGAGGAGCCCUUACAAAUGACUUCUGUGCCGGUCGAGGAGCCAAAGCCGAAGACGGAGAAGCCACCACCGACGACAAAGAAGCCACCACCGAAGACAGAGAAGCCACCACCAAAGACAGAAAAGCCACCAUCGAAGACAGAGAAGCCACCAUCGAAGACAGAGAAGCCACCAUCGAAGACAGAGAUGCCACCACCCAAGACCGAGAAGCCAUCACCGAAGGCAGAGAUGCCACUGAAGGCCGAGGAGCCACCACCGAAGACAGAGAAGCCACUACCCAAGACCGAGAAGCCGUCACCGAAGACAGAGAAGCCAGAACCCAAGGCAGAGAUGCCACCACCGAAGAUAGAGAAGCCAGCACCCAAGGCAGAGAUGCCACCACCCAAGGCAGAGAAGCCAGCACCCAUGGCAGAGAAGCCACCACCCAAGGCAGAGAUGCCACCACCCAAGGCAGAGAUGCCACCACCCAUGGUAGAGAAGCCAGCACCCAAGGCAGAGAAGCCAGCACUCAAGGUAGAGAAGCCACCAACCAAGAUAGAGAAGCCACCACCCAAGGCAGAGAAGCCACCACCGACCUCUUUGUCACCUCUCCCUCAGCGCCAAGUUGUGACAUCGAAUAACGGCAUGACAUCCCCCAAAAUAACCGGUGCAGCGGUGCCCAAACUGAAUUGGACGGACGUUGCCACAGCUUGGGAGCUCAGUUUACAGGAGGGUGUUGAGUUGGACUCGACCUCGGCUGCCAGGCGACUUGUUCCUUGGAGAAACGCUCAGCAAAGGCAUCCGAUCUCUCAAAAACUCGAGCAAAGGCAGCCGAUACCCCCUAAAAUCCAAAAACCAGAUCAAAGAAAACCAAGUUCACCCCCGAAAAAUAUGAAAAAAAGCUCAGCGAUACCGCGAGCGACGGAGGCAGCUCCAGCGGAAGCACCCAAGUCCCGACUGCCGAGUUUCAGAGUGACGGCCAGGAAAGCGAACCUCCAGCGGGAGCCGAAGAUCUUGGGUGCGAGUUUCCUGGACCUGACGCAGCAUCCGUACGUGGCCGUCCUGGCCGGGAAACUCGAGACCCGCCUCGUCUUCCUCUGCACCACCACCAUCCUCUCGGAAACCUGGGCGCUCUCCUGCGCCCACUGCUUCUUCGUCGACGGCGAGGAACUGGUCAUCAAUCGACUGGUGGUCGUGACCGGGCAAACAUCGUUGGAUCUCAGUAAUUUAAGCCCAAAUGCUGCGAUAUAUGUAGCGAAGGAAAUCCACAUUCACCCUAUGUACGCGGAGAAAUCAUUUGAGAGCAUCACGCAUGAUCUCGGCCUUGUGAGAGUGCGGCGGCCGUUCAAAUUCAACGAUUUCGUGCAGAUGAUUCCGAUCAGGGCUUUGCCUUUGCCCUAUCUGACGGACCCGGACACAGACACGUUGAUCCCUCUGCUGACCCAGUCCUUUAAUUGGAACUCGAAGACUCGUGAACUUGAAGCCAUCAAUGUGACCCUUCGCAGGGGCGACGUUGACCCCUGCCCCUGCAUAAACUGGCGGCUGUCGAGGGGGCUUUUCUGCACGUUCCGGCGUCCUGGGGAGACGAUCUGCCACGGGGACUUCGGGGGCCCGCUCGUCUACCGGCGCCAGCUCAUCGGUGUCGCGCAAGGGAUCCGGAGUGCCCGCUGUGACCGCGCCUACAUCCUCGAGGACGAGGACUGCGACGACGCCUCCAAGUACGCCAUGUACAUCAACACCUGCAUCUUCCUCGACUGGCUCAACCGCCACGUCCCUGGCGUCCCCCAUCAGCCCGAAGAGUGCUACCGGUUGCUCAAUGCCGAGGCCGGACAGGCCGUUGUCUCCGCGACCCCCGUGCUCCUGGUCGCGAUGGCGAGUUCUUUGUUCUUUUUCGUGAACACCCUCUGAGAAGCACAAAACACGUUUUCUUCUUCUGUUCCGUAUCCGCCCACUGAAGUUCAGACUGCGGACUCAUCACUGGAAAAAAAAACAAA
Molecule: messenger RNA, 4583 nt
Organism: Bemisia tabaci
Lineage: Eukaryota; Metazoa; Arthropoda; Insecta; Hemiptera; Aleyrodidae
Source: RefSeq, a predicted model, not a curated record